Molecule: messenger RNA, 3159 nt
Organism: Echinococcus granulosus
Lineage: Eukaryota; Metazoa; Platyhelminthes; Cestoda; Cyclophyllidea; Taeniidae
Product: Tubulin polyglutamylase ttll6
Exons: 13
Coding region: 1-3159 (1052 amino acids)
Biological process (GO): microtubule cytoskeleton organization; protein polyglutamylation
Cellular component (GO): cilium
Molecular function (GO): tubulin-glutamic acid ligase activity; tubulin binding
Source: RefSeq, a predicted model, not a curated record
AUGGUAAGUUAUGCCCUUAUUGGACACAUUCUGCCUAUUGCUAAUGAUGCCCCUGGUGUCUAUUGCGCGACCGUACUAUCCAGACAAAAUAUUUUACUAGAAAGCGGAGUCAGUUUUGUUGGAGGUGAGCCAGUUGCAAGCCACGAAGAAGAUGAUGAAGUUUUGGAGACACUUGAAGAAACGGAGGAGGGUAACAGCACAGCAUCACAUCCUAAUUAUGAUUACAACACCAAUUAUGGACCAAAAUUUACUCUUAUUGACAAAUUGGGCACUUUGACACUGCCGCGUCGCCUGAUAGAUGAUAUGGAUGGAGAAGUAGAUAAUUAUGAAGAGUAUGAUAGAGAUUCAGAAAAAGAAUUGAAGGUGGAUUCCUCCCUCGGUCAGGAGAACCUGUUUUGUAUAAAAAAUCAAAUUUUGUCCAAUGACACUUAUGGAGAGCCUAUUCUUUCAAUUCGAAUGCCACAAAAGAAGUCUAAACGAAGAAAAAGGUUUGGCUUCAGAGAGGUAGGAGACGAUGAAGAUUGGAACCUUUAUUGGACAGAUCUCUCAGUUACCAUUGAGCGGGUGGUCUCUAUGAAGAAAUGGCAGAAAAUCAACCACUUCCCAGGAAUGUCGGAAAUCUGUAGAAAGGACGCUCUUGCUCGUAAUCUUAAUCGCAUGCUGAAACUGUUCCCCAAGGAGUACAGUAUUUUUCCCAAAACGUGGAUUCUGCCUGCCGAUUGGGGUGAUCUGCAACAAUACGCGCGACAGAAGAAAAACCGCACGUACAUUUUGAAGCCGGAUACAGGCUGCCAGGGCAAAGGAAUUUGGAUCACAAAGACCCCGCGUGAGAUCAAGGCGACAGAAAAUCUCAUUUGCCAGACGUACAUCAGUCGACCCUUUUUAAUAGACGGUUUCAAGUUUGAUCUACGGCUCUACGUCCUGGUUACGUCGAUAGUGCCGCUGAGAGUGUUCAUGUUCAAGGACGGCUUGGCGCGCUUCACUACGCAGCCUUAUCGGGAGCCCACAGCGGCAAACGUGGGAAAUGUCUUCAUGCACCUCACUAACUACGCCAUCCAAAAACACUCAAAUAACUUUGUUCGUGAGGAUGAAGAGGCCGGUACCAAGCGGCGCAUCACCACCGUCAACUGCUGGCUCAUUGAGCACGGCUACGACGUGGAUAAGAUCUGGCAUGACAUUGACGAUGUGAUCCUCAAGGUGCUGAUGUCAGGCUUACCCGUGCUAAGGCACAACUACAGGACCUGCUUUCCCAACCAUAUUGAGACAUCCGCAUGCUUUGAAAUCCUCGGUUUUGACAUCAUGCUUGAUCGAAAAAUGCGACCUUACGUCAUUGAGGUGAAUCAUUCACCUAGCUUCCAUACGGACAGUCAGUUGGACAAAGAGAUUAAGGAGGCUCUCAUCUGGGACACCCUGAAGCUGGCUAAUUUCGACGCAGUGGACAGGAAGAAAUGCAUCGAGGAGGACAAACGCCGCAUUAGACAGCGUCUUUUGAGACGAAACUUCGGAAAAGCCUCCCGAGAAGAUAUGAAUGCGGAGAUGGAGAGGUGGGCUGCAAAGGCUCUAGAGUACGAGAACGAGCACUUGGGGAACUUUCGUCGAAUCUAUCCCUGCAGAAAUAAUGAACAUUAUGAAAAGUACAUCAGCAGUACCACCACUCUCUUCACCGAGACUGCCACCUUCAAGGCACGCAUGCAGCACUCCAGACAAUUGCGCGAGGAGAUUCGCGAGCGGAGGGACAGAUUGGAAUCGAUUUUUCGGCCCCGGCAAAACCGUUUGCGCCCUGAGAGUCCGGGGCGAACACCGGCAGUGGGGAGUGUGCGUCGACGCCCCUCAAAAAGCCGCGGGGGAACGUCAGGAGGUAUGGGGCGGACGCAGGGGGACUUUGUGGGACCGUCCCCACGUGGCGAGUCGAGGAGCGUGGUUUCGCCGCAGCAUCUGCAACCAAUGCCGCCACCGCCGCUCAACUCCCUCGAGGCCACGCGCAUCGACGAGGCGGAGGAGCACGAGCGUUGUUUAGCCAUGGAGAAGCGCGCUGUGUUGCUUCGCAGCCUUGGAGUGGUAGACGCCGUCUAUAGACUGCUCUCCGGAAGUCCCGGUGUCGAGCCCUCCAGUGGACUGCCUAAAAAGAUGAUUAUCGCAGAUCGUGAAAGGACGCGCCAACAGGCAUUGGCUAGACCCAUCGAGAUUGUACUUCCUCAAUUUCCAAACACCUCAACGAGUAAUGUGCAGUCCUCACGGGAACCUCGGAAGCUUGGACUGCACCUGAGACCACGGCAAUCGAACAACUCGCGCUCUUGCGUCCCGAGCAAACCGGGGCGUCGCACCAUUCCCAUCAGUCUGAACGAGCUUGUGAUGUCGCGUAACCUCCCACUUCUGGGCAGAGGCUGCGUGCACCCGAGGGUGAAGCGUGAGUGUCUCGUGAAUGUGCAGGGUAGAGCGGAGGCCCAUCUUGACACCCUACCUCCAGGGGUGGCGCUCUCCUCUCUCGGCCUACACCUCCGCGAUGUGUCACUGACACCACCUCAACUGCCAUCGCAACCGCAGCCGUCGCUCUCUGUACUAUCUGGGGGCUCAGCGGUGACAGCUCGAGUACAUAACUCUACUCGCUGCGAGGCCUUACGCUUCGGCGUCGCACGCUCCUCUACCACAUCCGCUGCUGCCUCCCUUGCCCUCACGCAGUGGACCAAACCAUCCCGACCUAAAGCGCUCAUCCUCUACGGCACCACACAGUCCCCCCACCAACAGACAUUUCUCGCUGCCAACGGUCGAAACUCACCUGUGUUCGAAGAAGGUCUCUGCUUGAAUGGAGGUGAGCCGCAGUGUCCAGUUAAUGUGAAGAACUCCCUCGAAGGCACGAACAGCAGUUGCGAAAGUAGAGACCAUCUACUUUUCAGCCUGCUUACUUCGCCUCCUCCCCCUCUGCUUCCUCCUCAGUUGCUUCCACUUUCGAACACUCCCGUCCCUCACUUCUUCCUCUUCUUUUACUCAGUGAUUUUCAAAUCUCUCUCACCAAAGACACCAGCGUCAGUAAAAUUAGAUGACGACUGCUUGCCGCUUAUUAUUAUUAAGUACUCACACUGGCCGCUGCAUUCUCAUACUUUCACUCAGCGCCUUACAGAGGCGACGUGUGGAUUUUUCAAUCACCAACGUUUGGUUUGA